AUGAUAAUUUUUCUAAUCCCAUCAAACACUUCAACAAUGCUUCUUUCAUUUGUCUCAUUUUUUAUUCAAGUUCGAAUUGUGAAUAAUGUCAAAAGUACUGCAGUUAUGGGUUUAGGGUAUUGCAAACAUUUUGGAGCCGAGGUCUGUUUUCACACCUAUAAUCUCUUGCUGGUGAGUUUUAUUAAAUAUGUUUUGAACAAUUUUUCAACUAGAUAAUCGCAACAACAGUUUGCGCAAUAAACGCCCAUACAAUAUUCUACCGUAUGAUUUCGCUGAAAGACCAAAACCGCUCUGUUGUCAAGAAGAAAACUCUUAUAUUUUUCUAUCAUUAUUCAAUUCCACUUGGUGUUUUUGUAAGUAACAUUGCCUAAUUGCUAGUUACUUGAAUUAUGUAUAAUUUUAUUCUGAAAAAAAAGAGGUAACAAUUUUCAGAUUUUCACGUACAUCCCGAAAAUGGAUAUGAUCUCAGUCUACAACGAAACAGUUACACAACAUCCAGAAUAUUAUUUCGAGCCAUUCGGCAUCUUCGGAGGCUAUGCAGAUUCUCACAAUAUUUAUCAAACAUUGAACACAUUAAUUCUAGCCGCUCUAACUCUUUCAGUCCCAAUUUUUGGAAUUUAUUGUAGAAAAAAGACCAUCAAAGUGCUAAAUACGAGUAGAAAUGCGUUAUCAGCAAAAACUGUUGAACAAUUCAAAACAUUUAUAAUGGGUUUGACACUACAAAUCCUUUUCCCAUCAAUUUGCUACGUGUCAGUCGGUUCCCUCUACAUUUUCAACAAAUAUAGUGGUUUUGAGCCUCUUCUAAUAACCCAAUAUCUAGUUGGAAUAUUUCUAACCCUUCCAUCUGUUCUAGAUCCAAUGUGCACUAUAUAUUUCACUGUGCCAUAUCGGAAGGCUGUCAGAAAAAUUAUAUUCGAUCGGGAACAAUCGUCAGUUAUUGGGAUGAUUGUCCCACACGCAAUGUUUCAGAAUUUAUGA
This is a messenger RNA of Caenorhabditis angaria, 978 nucleotides long. NCBI's taxonomy places the organism in Eukaryota, Metazoa, Nematoda, Chromadorea, Rhabditida, Rhabditidae. The record is from the annotation of a GenBank genome assembly.